AUGUACCAUGAUGUUCGACGGCGACUGCCCUACUACUGGAGUGACUUUUCUGAUGCUCUGACCUACCGGACAAUUGCCAGCACCAUCCGCAUGUACUUUGUCAAUAUACUCCCCGCUAUCGCCUACACAUUAGACAUGUACCGUCGCACCGGUGAGUUUUAUGGCAUCAACGAGGCGCUCUUUUCCUCAGCGUUGGCUGCUAUGGUCUUCAGCCUGCUUGGUGCGCAACCGCUCACCAUUGUCGGGAUUACCGGUCUCAUCUCGUUGUUCAAUUAUACAAUCUAUGACAUUGUUACGAGAUACGAACCUGCCAUUUAUCCUAAUUUCAUGUGCUGGACCGCUAUCUGGGCGGCUAUCUUUCAUUGGAUCGUGGCUGUGUGUAAUCUAUGUGAUUACAUGCGAUAUGUGACGGACUUUUCGUCUGAGUCGUUUGGUGCUUAUGUCGGGAUUAUAUACUGCAUCAAAGGAGUCGAGGAACUGGUUAACGAGUUCAGCGAGUACGGAUCGGCUGCUGGCUUCAUGAGCACCAUGAUUGCUAUCCUGUAUUUUCUGACCAUUUAUGGAUUGGAAAUGCUAGGGUCUAGCACUAUCUGUCGGCCAUGGUUCCGUGGAUUACUAGCAGACUAUGCCUAUGUCAUCGCUACAAUCUUUUGGGUAGGCUUUGCCCAUAUUCCAGGAAAUCUGAAAUCAACUGGUAUCUCCUUCGUCCCCAUUACUCGGGCCUUUUAUCCCACGCAGCCACGGGGCUGGUUAAUCCAUUUCUGGGAGCUGGAGGUGAAAUGGGUCUUUGCGGCGUUGCCAUUCGGCUUUCUAGUCAUGCUGCUGUUCUACUAUGACCAUAACGUAAGCAGUCUCGGUGCCCAAGCACGCCAAUUCCCCCUCAAGAAACCAGCAGGCUUCCACUGGGACUUCUUCCUCCUGGGCUGCACGACCUUCCUCGCAGGCAUCACCGGAAUCCCCAUGCCAAACGGUCUCGUUCCCCAGGCCCCCGUGCACACGGACUCCCUCACCAUCUACGAAACCAGUCUCGCCAUCAUCCCCACCUCCGAAGGCGAAGGCUCUGAGCUCCGCCGCCCCAUCACAAAAGCCACCGCGGUGGUCGAGCAGCGCAUCUCCCAUUUCCUCAUGGGCCUGGCCAUCAUCGGCACCAUGACCGGUCCCCUCCUUAUCGUUCUACACACCAUGCCGGCUGCCGUCUUCGCUGGCGUCUUCUUCAUCGUCGGAUGGGGGUCUAUCGAGUCGAACGGGAUCCUGAAGAAACUAGUCUUCUUGGCUCGGGAGAAUCGGUUUAUUCAGAGGGAUGAGCCGUUGUUGAGGGUCCGGAAGAGGGGGAUUUGGGUUUAUGUUGCGUGUCAGGUUUUGGGGGUUGCUGCUUGCGUGGCGGUUUCGAUGACGGUGGCUGCUAUUGGCUUCCCAAUCCUCAUAACAGCCAUGAUUCCAUUCCGCGUAUACAUCAUCCCGAAAUGGUUCUCGCAAUCCGAACUCGACAUCCUGGAUGACUUGACCGCCAACAACACGGCCGUGUUGGCGAGUUUAGGAGGUCCGCCUAGGUUUCCGGGGGAGGGAUAUAAUCACGGCAUUGGUCUUGGUGCUGGUGGAGAGGCUGGCCAGGGACAAGGGGAAGAAGGGCGAAAGGGGCAACAGGAGGAGGAACAUUAUGGGGUAGAAAGGAGGUAUUCGGAGCAGAGGAGGGGGUCGGUGAGGUAUCGGUAG
Molecule: messenger RNA, 1713 nt
Organism: Aspergillus melleus
Lineage: Eukaryota; Fungi; Ascomycota; Eurotiomycetes; Eurotiales; Aspergillaceae
Product: anion exchange family protein
Exons: 7
Coding region: 1-1713 (570 amino acids)
Biological process (GO): borate transport; monoatomic anion transport; transmembrane transport
Cellular component (GO): plasma membrane
Molecular function (GO): solute:inorganic anion antiporter activity
Source: RefSeq, a predicted model, not a curated record